Messenger RNA from Bipolaris victoriae FI3, 195 nucleotides. RefSeq lists its product as hypothetical. The annotation marks the transcript as partial. The transcript has a single exon. The record is from RefSeq and is a predicted model, not a curated record. NCBI's taxonomy places the organism in Eukaryota, Fungi, Ascomycota, Dothideomycetes, Pleosporales, Pleosporaceae. Gene Ontology annotation, molecular function: protein binding.
UUUACCAUCGAAGUCAAAACACUCACUGGGAAGAUCUUCCAGGUCGACAUCAAUGACGUCACUAUAGGUACCCAGCUGAAAACUGCAAUACAAGAUCUAGAGGGCAUCCCCCCAGAUCAGCAAAGGAUCAUCUUCGACCGUACGGAGAUGACUGAUGGUGAGUUCCUCAGAUUAAAGGAGAAGCCAGCACACUAA